Molecule: messenger RNA, 546 nt
Organism: Suillus paluster
Lineage: Eukaryota; Fungi; Basidiomycota; Agaricomycetes; Boletales; Suillaceae
Product: Arl8a protein
Exons: 11
Coding region: 1-546 (181 amino acids)
Biological process (GO): protein transport
Cellular component (GO): lysosomal membrane
Molecular function (GO): GTPase activity; GTP binding
Source: RefSeq, a predicted model, not a curated record
AUGACUUUCAUAUCUUCGGUGCUCUCCUGGUUCAGUAGCAUAUUCUUCUCCAAAGCCGCUGAAAUAUCCGUGGUUGGGCUCCAAGCUUCUGGAAAGACAUCAUUUGUGAAUGUCAUUGGCUCGGGACAGUGGUCAGAAGACGUCGUCCCCACCGUUGCGUUCAACUAUCGCAAGGUACGCAAAGGCGCGGUGACCCUGAAGAUAUGGGAUGUCGCAGGACAGCCGAAGUUUCGCUCAAUGUGGGAGCGCUAUUGUAAUGGAGUCGAUGCUGUCGUAUUCGUGGUUGAUUCGGCUGAUCAAGAGAAGUUUGAUACGGCGCGCUUUGAAUUGCACCAGCUAUUAGCGCAGCCGAGUCUAGCAGGUGUUCCUCUCUUAGUGCUUGGAAACAAGAAUGACAUCCCCUCACACGCAUCUGUCAAGGAUCUUAUACGCGACCUUCAACUGGACAAGAUACAAGACCGUCCAGUCUCAUGCUAUUCGUGUUCGAUGAAAAGCCAACAUAAUUUGGAUAUAGUCCUCCGCUGGCUCUCAGAUCGUGGUCAUUAG